This is a messenger RNA of Saccharomyces kudriavzevii IFO 1802, 1218 nucleotides long. It is a transcript of the gene RNQ1, whose product is annotated as prion domain-containing protein RNQ1. Bases 1 to 1218 code for a protein of 405 amino acids. The record is from RefSeq and is a predicted model, not a curated record. NCBI's taxonomy places the organism in Eukaryota, Fungi, Ascomycota, Saccharomycetes, Saccharomycetales, Saccharomycetaceae. The transcript has a single exon.
AUGGAUACUGAUAAGUUAAUCUCGGAGGCUGAGUCCCAUUUGUCUCAAGGCAAUCAUGCAGAAGCUGUUGCGAAGUUGACGUCUGCAGCCCAGGCCAACCCCAACAGCCAGCAAAUGUCGACCAUUGAAUCAUUGAUUCAAAAACUUGCUGGAUACGUUAUGGACAACCGUAGUGGUGGUGACGACGCUUCACAAGAUCGCGCGGCCGGUGGUGGUUCAUCCUUUAUGAACACGUUGAUGGCGGACUCUAAGGGAUCUUCUCAAACGCAACUGGGUAAACUGGCUUUGUUGGCUACCGUGAUGACACAUUCGUCCAAUAAUGGCUCUUCCAACAGAGGAUUCGACGUGGGCACUGUUAUGUCGAUGUUGAGUGGCUCUGGUGGUGGCAGCCAAAGCAUGGGUGCUUCCGGUCUGGCUUCCUUGGCCUCUCAAUUCUUCAAGUCAGGUAGCAAUUCUCAAGGCCAAAAUCAAGGCCAAAAUCAAGGCCAAAAUCAAGGCCAGGGUCAAGGUUCUUUCACCGGGUUGGCGUCCUUGGCUUCAUCUUUCAUGGGUUCCAAUAACAAAAAUCAACAAGGUCAAAACCAAGGGUCCGGUGGUUCGUCCUUUGGUGCAUUGGCCUCCAUGGCAAGUUCUUUCAUGCAUUCCAGCGGUAAACAGAACUCCGACAAUGGUCAACAGGGUUACAACCAAUCCUACCAGAACAGUAACCAAAACUCUGGCUACCAAAACAAUCAAGGCUACAAUAAUCAACAACACCAAGGUGGCAACGGCGGCCAACAACAACAAGGACAAUCUGGCGGUGCUUUUUCCUCAUUGGCCUCCAUGGCCCAGUCUUAUUUGGGUGGUGGGCAAUCCCAAUCUAGCCAGCAACAAUACAAUCAGCAAGGUCAGAACAGCCAACAGCAAUACCAGCAGCAAGGCCAGAACCACCAGUACCAACAACAGGGUCAGCAACAGCAACAAGGUUCAUUCUCAGCGUUGGCUUCCAUGGCAAGUUCCUAUUUAGGCAACCAACAGAACUCUAAUUCCAACUCGAACUCGAAUUAUGGUGGUCAACAACAAUCUAACGAGUACGGUAGACCACAGCAACAUGGUGGUCAACAGCAAUCUAGUAGACCACAACAUGGUGGCAACCAGAACUCCAACGGCCAAGAGUCCUUCAAUUUCUCUGGUAAUUUCUCCCAGCAGGACAAUAAUGGCAGUCAGAACCGUUACUAA